AUAUUCCAGAUCAACAUGACAAAGUUGCAAUAGUUACAGGUUCAAAUAGAGGGAUUGGGUAUGACACUGCCAAAGCGUUAUGCAAACUGGGAGCCCACGUAAUCUUGGGUAAGAGAGUGUAAUGUAAUAUCUGUGUACAAAAACAAUCAUAUGAUGGGCCGGCUACUAUGUAGUAUUUUUACAGUCAAAACACUAUUUACAUGCACACUUACGCUUUUGUACUCUGUUGUCACCAAGGCCGGUGAGAGGCAUGACCACGGGCCCCAGGACAAAUUGGUGAACAUGCCCCCCUUCCGCUUGACUCUCACGCUGAUGGUCACACCAAAGUCUAAUCGCAAUCAAUGAGGGAAUCACCAGAGAAUUACUUGCAAGAAAUCGCCGGAGAAUUUCGGUGCCGAUGGCGCGUGUGGCAUGCAUGCAUGUUACCGUACUAGCAGAUGGAUGUCAGUAAUAAAUUUGUUCAAUACAGGUAAAUACCUCAUUUCAUCUCAUAACUGAUAAAGACAUGAUGUAAGAGGUGUUUGGGUAACUGUUUUUGCAGAAAAAAAACGAUCAAAAAAUCGUUUAUUUCACAUUUGGUACAUUUAUGUAGAAUAAUUUGUAACAUUAUACUAUUGAUAACGCCGUAGUUCUUGUUCUGAUAGUAUACAGUCCCCACGAAGCGCAACUGUCUUGCGGUGUAAGACAGAAAAGUGCAACAAUUUAUGAUCGAUCGCGAUGAUCAGUGGAUAAUGUGCAAGUAGGCGUAUUUCAUUUAGGACAAACUUAAAGUGAUGAUAAAUGAUACAAACAUUUUACCGAGAUUUCCGGGCCCCUCUGAGCACCCUGGACCCCGGGUAUUUUGCCCCCCACCUGCCCCUCUCGCCGGCCUUGGGUGUCAUUUAUUGUAUUCCGUUCUGUACGAUUACUGCAGCGGUUACCAAAUUAUGAAGAAAUGCGUCAGUAAAAUUUAGUUUUCUAAAUUGGAAUACUUGUAACAAAAAAUGCCUUUUUCAUGAGAUCCACUGCAUGUUAACAGAUAAAAGUAGCAAAAUUAAUUUUCAUUGCCGCAUUUUCCUAAAAUUUUGUAACCGCUACAUAAGACAGAACAAAAUAAAAUAACUGGCAGUGAGUGUAAAAGUGUGCAGGUUUUAGUGUUUUGACUGUAAUGAACUAAAUGAUAUUAUUUAACCUUCCCUCAACUUUUUUUCUGAAUAUAAUUAUUUCAAUGCCAGCUUGCAGGUCAAGUGUUUCUGCCAAUUUAGCAGUAGAGAAGAUAAAGAAAGAAAUACCAAGUGCAAAAGGUAUGUACAGUCAUCUUUAUGUCAAAUAGUCAUGUGAUGUGCUGUGUGUCAAAGUAAUUAGUUACCAGUAGCUAUAAUAUCAGCUAUAUUUUAUUUUGCAGUUGAAUUUAUACAAUUGGACUUAUCAAGAUUGUCAUCAAUCAGAGAAUUUGUUACACAGUUUAAACAAAGGAAUCUUCCUCUUCAUAUUUUAAUUAACAAUGGUAAGGUGCUAGGUAAUUUUUUAUUCUUUGUUUCAGUAUUUGCAAUUUCAGGACUCAAUGACACCAAGUGGCAAGCAAUAAACCUUACAGGUAGAAGUGCUUAUGUCACACAAAUUUCAAUCCAUCUCAAGAUUAGGUUUCCGCGGUGCAAUGUGGGAUACAUGUGGGUCAAAUAUUCAUUGUGUAAGGUCAAUUUUCUGAGUAGAAAUUGCAAAAUAAUCAGACAUGAUUAUUCUUAUAAUGAUAUAUCUUUACUAAUAAAUUAAUUCUGUUCUGUCUGCAUAAGGCAAGCUUUUGAUAUCUUAACAAGGGUGUUUUUCACGUUUCUCUUUACAAGUAAAAUAUUUCUUUAUUUUCAGAAUAUACUUAUUUCCCUAUAGUCUAUCCUAAAAUCAAUGGGGGUGGUUUUGGUAUUCUAGAGCUGUGUGGGUUCCAGAAAUUUCAUCUGAGUUCCAGUUUCGGUCUUUUGGGGGUGAAAGAACCUCGUUUUGGUGUCCUAUUUUGAACAAUUCAAAGCAUUUGCUGAAUAAAUUCUAAUAUAGCAUCAAAACAAACAACUUACAACAAUUUAACUGAAACAAUACAAUAUGAAGUAUAACAAAUCCAGUGAACACUUUAAUUUCUUCUCAUUGCUAUUUUUGACAAUGCAUACAUCAUACAUGUACAUGUAUUAUUACGUAUAUUCCUGAAGGUUUUAGUUUGCGAUUUUAGCUGGCGUUAUGAUCACACCUUAUGAAACAACAGAAGAUGGUUAUGAAUUACAGUUUGCAAUAAACCAUCUUGGUCAUUUUGCUCUAACACUGCAGCUUUUGGAUGUUUUAAAUGAGUGAGUAAUGAAAUUUGAAUAAUCCGAUCAAUUUCCAUAUUAACAAUUACUGUCAUUUUUAAAACUAUAUCUAAUCCCUACAACCCUAUUUCUUUCCUAACCAUAGCCUUAUCCAGUUAUCCUAACACUAAUCCUGAACUUUUCCUAACAAUAAUCCUGACCUCAUUGUAAUCCUAACUUUAAGCCUGAUGUUUUAAUAUCAUUUCUGACCUUUAAUACUAAUUAAUACAUAAAACCAUGCACCGAAGUUAUUGUGACGUCAUUUUGAUAACAAAAGGCAAUGCAAGUAAUAACCUGAGUAUCAAGCCAUAUUUUCCUGAUACACGUGCUGUGCCAGUAAAAAUAGAGAGGUUCUGAUUUUUAACCAAUCAAAUGCAUUUUAUCUACCCGAUUAACCAAUCAUAUGCGUAUUAAGCCAAUUAGUGGUACUGGAUAUCAAAUCUGAACCUCCCUAAUCAAUACUACAAAAAAUACGUAUAAAUUAAACUUAUGUGCAAUCAUAAUGUGUAAAUGUGUUACUUUAUCUCUCAGUACUGGUUGUCCUGAUAGUUAUGCAAGAAUAGUGAACGUCACGUCUGAUGUUCAUCGCUACGGAACAAUUGCUUUCGAUAAUCUGAACGACAGGUACGAAUUAAGUAAUUUCAUCCAACUUUUUAUUAAACAUCUGUGAAUUAGAGAACUAGGGUUGCUAGAACCGUUGCAUGUUUCUUUGAAAAGUUGCUUGUCAAAUCUAGCACGUCACCAACGUGGUAGAUCAUACUACUUGUAUGAUCAUACUACUUGUAUGCCAGAUUGUUCUGACCUGCAAACCUGAUACACUUGGUCGUCUUUCUUAAAUCUACCAAUUUAAUACAAUUAGAAAAUAUUUAAAAUUCCACCACUACCACCAUGUUAGCUAUCAGAGAUGAUAUCCUUAGGGCAAUGAAAAGAGGCGAAGUGACUAUUGCAGUUCUGGCGGACUUUUCGAAAGCGUUUGACACAGUUGCUUACCAAACCGUGUUAUCCAAGCUGCAUCGCUUAGGAUUUUCGAAUACCUCCCUGAAAUGGACAAUAAGCUAUCUGAUAGAUAGAAAACAGUGCGUCCAAGUGGACGAUCGUUCUUCCGAGCGUGUUGGCGUAACCUUUGGAGUACCGCAGGGAUCGAUUUUAGGUCCAGUUCUAUUCAAUUUAUACGUCAAUGAUUUACCUGACGUGUUGCCUCAAUGAAUUGCUUGUCAUCAGUACGCGGACGACACUACUCUCUACCGUCAUUGUAAGCCAUCUGAUUUACAAUAGCUGAAAUAUAACAGUUGCGGUAUGGGAUCAAAUCAACUUUUCGAUUUUUGGCAAUCUGAAUAUUGUGAAAAGUUAACAUGUAUAUUCUCGUUACCAAAAUCAAGCUGUCAUAUCUCCGCUAGUUUAUACGUCACCUUCACCAAACUUUCAGGCCAACACACAAGUAUCAUCAUCUUUCAUGGCACUGCAAUGUGCUCUCAAUAACAUGUCUUCUUGGUCUCAAAAAUGUAACCUAGCACUGAACCCGGGGAAAACAAAGGCGAUGCUGUUCUCGACUUUACAGCGUUCCAGAGUUCACCUGCUUCACGAAUAUGUCACUGGCCUUCGUAUAGGCGGAAACCAACUCGAACGACUUGAUAGCGCUCGAUUGUUAGGUACCCAAUUGCAUCAUCAUUUAACUUGGACAAAUGAAAUAAGUACGAAAAUAUCCAGCUGUUACAAAACCUUAUCCGUACUAAGAAAACUAAAGCAUCUUGCCCCUUACAAGAUCAGACAGCAGUUAUCUGAGUGUCUAGUGCUAUCAAAGCUGGAUUAUAAUGAUAUAGUGAGUCAUCCAAUUCCUGAAUAUCUCGUGAAACGUCUUCAGCAGUGUGCAGUGUGCGGCUUGUUGUCGGAAGGUAUGCCACUAAAUUGGAUGUCUUGAAAUUGGGAUGGCUUCCAAUCAAAGAACGAAGAGAUUUUCAUUUGGCCCAAGCUACGUUUAAGGCCUUGUAUUUUGAUCAGUGGCCUUCAUACUUGAAGCUGGAGUUGCACACUCCUGGCAGAACAUUGAGGUCAUCCUCAGAAACCAAACUCAAUGUGCCCCUUGAAAAUGAUUUUAUUUGAACAAUUUUAAUAUUUUACCCUUAGAAAUUUGAAACUGUCGUGUUUUUCACUAUUUUGAAGUCGCAAACAAAGGAUUAAAUAGGGAAUAAUUUAAUAAUUAUUUAAGAAUUAGCAUGUUAAUAACUUAUAGAACCUUUCUAUUUUAUAACAAUUGUAGUAUAAUAGUUUUUUUACAGAUGAAGAGCCACUUACGUGGAAAUCCUGUAAUAAAAUCAUUAUUAUUAUUAUUAUUAUUAUUAUUAUUAUUAUUAGUUUAUUCACCAUGCAUGCAAUGCUAAAUUGUACUAUUAAUUUUAUGCCACUAAGCGAAAUUAUAAUUAUUGUGGCGUAUUUUGCGGACUAAAAUCAGGGCGCUAUAAAAUACGGGCGGGGAAACGCGCUAAUAAAUGACCGUGCUACGUGUGAUGCACAUUAGGAUUAGCGCGAUCGCGCUUUCUCUAAAAAAAAAUCAGAAAAUCGCGUACAAGAUGGCAACAAAAAUAUGUAAACAAGCAAACGAGAAAACAAAGGAUUUAAAUGCUAAGUAAUUAUGUUGCCAAAUGCAGUGCUAAAUAUAUAAUUUGCACCAGCACUUGAUGAAGAUGUACCAGAUCCUCUGCCUGAAAUAGCUGAGAGUAUUUCUGGUGAAACAGAUUCACUUCCAGAAGAUGAAUUAGUGGCAAAAUAUUUUGAAAAGUUGUCCUUCAGUGAUAGGCAACUUCAUGAGCUUGAAAAAUCCACAAGAUCUCAGUCCAAAUCCACGGCUUGGUAUAAACAAAGAAAAGGACGCAUAACUGCUUCUAAAUUUCGCGAGGUCUUCACUAAAGUUAACACUUUGUCAAAAUCACAAAGUAAAGGUGCAAAUUGUAAAAUCACACCACUUUUAGUAAUCCUGCUUUAUCAAAAAGAUAUCAGCAGUCUGAGUCCUACUAAAUGGGGAACAGAUCAUGAAGACACAGCUAAGGGGAGUUUUUUCACAGAAUUUACCAAAAUGCAUAACAAUUGUAAAUUGAUUUCAUGUGGACUAUUUGUUAGCAAAUCGCAUCCGUAUAUAGGUGCUAGUCCUGAUGCACUGGUGUUGUGUAGUUGUUGUAAGAAAGCCUGUGUAGAGGUCAAAUGCCCUUACUCUAUCAGAAAUCAAAGUGUUCUUGAGGCAUGGAACGAAACUAGCUUCUUGGAAAAAGCUUAUGGGAAAAUUCAAUUGAAACGGAAUCACAAAUACUAUACACAGAUCAUAGGUCAGCUAGCUAUGACUGAAUGUGAACAGCGUUAUUUUGUUGUCUGGACUACAGUUGGCCCACCUUUUGUUGAAAUCAUAAAGUUUGAUGAAGCACAUUGGCAAGAUGUCUUACGGAAUUUAGUUGUUUUUUAUAAGAGUUAUAUGUGUAAAGUUUUACUUGGUAUACGACCAAUAUGCUUUUGUCCUAAUUGUGACAAAUCUUGUCUGGAACCUAAUGAGAUCGAUGAAGACAACGAGAACAGCAUUUGCUGCGACUCGUGUGGUAUGUGGUAUCACUGGUCUUGUGUUAAUGUACAGUCUGAAGAGAUAAAGUUUGUUUGUUUUACCUGUUCAAAUUCUGUUACAUAAUUAUUUUAUAAUUAUUUAACGAGGCGGUCAAGUCCGUAAUGUAAACAAACGCUUGUUUAAAAAAUAUGAUAUUCUAACUGAAUUUCUAAAACUUUUUUGGUUCACCAUGCUUGUAAAUGAAUAUACAUGUAAACUAGAGUUUCAAUUGAAGUAAGUUCAUAAGAUGCGAAAUAUUGUUAACAUUCCAAUGGUUGGGUCCCGUCCAUUGGAAUGUAUGUGCAGAACGGACUUGACUGCCUCUUUAACUGUAUUAUUUCAGCAAAUAUUAAGUAAUUUUUAAUAUUUUAUAUAGAAUUUAAUUAAAGAAUGAAAAAUAAUGGUUCUUGCAAGUUGUUUAGUGCUGCAAACACUUUCACAAUGUUAUCAGCCAAUGAAAUAAGAGUCACUGGAAUCUCAUUGCUAAGAAUUCGAUAAUCUUUAAGUCUUUUCAUGACCUGCUCCACAUAGAUUCUAGCAUUUGCAAUUCGUGAUGUGCUUUUGACUUGUUCUUUGGACAUCUGUAGAUGACCACAUUUGGAAGGCGGGAUAGCAAGUGAGCAUUGGUAAAAAGCUAACAUUUCUUCUAUUUUAAAUCCUCGAUCAGCCAUUAUUUGAUCAUUAGGCUGGGUACAUUGAAGAAAGCCUGAAUUUUGCACAAUAUAUUUAUCAGUAGCCCUCCAUCCAUAGCAGUCUGACACAAAACUUAUCAGCCCAUUGGGAGUUAUUCCAAUGAGCACUUUACUUGUUGAGUGGUGCUUGUAGUUGGACCAGAAAAGGGCUGCUGCUUCAAGACUAGAUGGAGUAGCUACAAAAAAUUCAGUGCAGUCAAUGAUAAUACAGCAUCUUGGAUAAUACUUCCUAAAUACUUCAGGUAGGUUUCGUCUAAUAAUUCUUCUCUCAGGCCAUAUAAUUAACCAUGAAAGUUCUGCUUCCAUUAGUUUAAUCCAAGUUGUAAAUAUGCGGCUUACCAAUGCUUCAGAGAUCCCAAAGCGAAAUGCUAAAUCUUGCUGGAAACUGGCAAUUCUAAUCCGCAUCAUCGUUAGUAAAAAUUCUUGUUCUGACGUCAUAAUUCUUCUACCUGAGCGUGCAACUUUGGCUGGACUAUCAUCAUUUAAAAUGGUUUCUUUCAACCCUCUCCAAUAGUGCAUAUUUGAUGCUUUUUGCUUCAGUUGGUUAAAUACCAUUUCAAAAACCUCUGUGUUUGGAAAUCCUGUAAAAAACCUAACGUCUACUUCUCUGGUCAGCUGGGCAAAGGUAAAACUUUGAAUUGUACAUUGUGUUGCUGCUUCUUUUGGUUCUCCUCUCUUACACUUUUUUUGAGAUUUGGUUGAUGGCGCAGACUGUGCAGUACCAUCAGGAAUUUGCUGCUUAUAAACAAGUUUCCUUCUCUUCCUUGGCGACUGUUUACAACGAUCACUUUUGACAAGGUAAAGAGUAGGGUGAGGACUGCUGAAAGUUGGCUUUCCAUACUGGAAGUGGUUGCUGCAUACUGCCUUAUAGUUUGAUGCAACGAAGUCUUUUAUUCCACGAGAAAUAUUUGCCACCCAUUGUGCACAAACACCCUCGUCUUUAGGGAUGUGAUGCCACUUCAACUCUCCCUCAACAUGGCCCCUUUUAACAAUAUUUUCUCGAUAUCGGGAGUCGUUUCUGCAUGUUCCUAUACAACAGCGAUAGCUAGGCAUCCCAACAUUAACGUGUUUGAAACCUGAUGUUGAAAAAUGAACGGAUUACGGAUAUCAGCAGGGGCAAUUGAUAAACAAAUCGGCUUACCAAACACUUAUAACUUGCAUAAACAAAUUAAACAUCGGUAUUCUAUCAAAGAUUACCGAUUACAUGGUCUAUAAAAACAGCUUGUCAAAUAGAAUAUAAAUGAUGGAAAGAGAAUUAACAAAUUCAAAAAUUUCUCACCUUUGAACAAAGUAUAAAUAAUUCAGAAAAAGUUCUCAUAAAUAUUCAUCGCUAAAUUGCCGCCAUUUUGCAUUCUUUGUCCCAAUUACCCAUCAUGCCUAGCGUCAGGUAAACUUCUCUAUUGUAGUUGUUUUUUUCAAAUUCUAGUUGUUUUAUUAAAAUGCAUGCAUGGUCAAUUUUGGGCUAUAUGAUUAUUGAAAAAUAGUAGCCAAGCAAUGUCAGAAUAUACUUACUGUGAAAAUGUUUAUCCUACCUUCGCUUCGCAUUAUGAAGUAAAAUAUCCCAUUUCAUACCACAAUUUUCGUAUUUGGAAUAUGCCCACAUUCGAUCAGCUCGAUUCCUUUUCAAAUUUUUAUUUCGCUCAUGAUGAAUCUUUAAAGCCGUUUUUCCUUCAUCAGAUAUACAGAAAAUGAAUCCAACAAUGUCUUCAAACCAUCAAGUUGUUUAGGAAUACAGAAAACAUUUUUUACUUUGCAUAUAAAACAUUCCAAUUCCAUUUUUAUUAAAUUGGCAUUAUAAACUAAUGUAUACGGGGGGUACGCGCAUCACACAAAGAUCAGGGGCGCUAUCUCCGUUUCACCGCCCGUGUUUUAUAGCGCCCUGCUAAAAUGAACAAAUUAGCGGGCUAAAAUGAACAAAUUAGAUAAUUUAAAUUGUUUACGUCCGCCAGCAGUGGUUUUUAGCAAUGUUUUGAGCUGGAUCUGGGAGUUUUUGACAAUUUUCACCGACAAAAUGGCUGUAAAAAUACGAAAAGAGAAGAUAUAUCUAUUUUUAAAAAUUAAAUAAGCUAGAAUCCACUCCCGAAAGCAAGGAAAAACAAGAAUGAAGAAAGAAUAUUUAUGAUGUGGCAGAAACUAUAUAUACACAGUGACGAAGUGAAUUUAGUAAAGUUUAUCCGUUGUUCGCUUCUCUUUAACAAACGAAACUAGCUUUUUUAUACCAAACUAUAUCACUUCAUAAAUUGUAUAAACUAUUUUUCAUUCUUUUUUUUGUCUUUUGAGAACGGUUUAGUUGUAUAAACUGAGUUUGUAGUUAAUACAAUGCAAUAACCAUGUAUGCAUGUAUAUGAAGACGGCAUCAUGCAGUGCAAGUAUUUGCCAUUUAUUUGUUAUCUGUUUAGAAGUUUGACUUGUGUUCAUCCCGAGGUUCAUCCAGUCGAUUUUAUAACAUAGCAUUUGUAAAUUCUGAACGCUGAUUGGCUAAGAGCCGUGUUGAUAUAACUCAAUGUCAACACGGAAACGUCGGAAAAUUUCUUUCUUUAUAUUUCUUUGUGCUAUAUUGGAAAUUGGGAAAACUCGUGAAAAUUGUGGAAAUUGGGAAAACUCGUGAAACUCGUGGAAAUUGGGAAAACUCGAAAUUGUGUGAAAACACAGUUUCUCGUUUUCUCCAAUUUCCACUCGUGUUGAUAUAACUGUAUAUCAACACGGAAAAUGUUUUGUAUUUGUUAAAUAUAAAAUAUUAACUGACAAAAUUUAAUAUCACCGAAAACAGGUCACACUAUAUAGUUUUCUGGUAAAACUGCAAGGCCAACCGUGUGUCAGUCUAUUAAUCUGAUUGCUGUAUUAAUAUAGUAGUUGUGGUUAUUGUCCUUAUGGUGCAUAUCAACAAAGUAAAUUGGCGAACAUUCUUUUUACGUACGAAUUGCAAAGACGAUUAUUGGCUGAAGGUUGUCACGUGACUGCGAAUGUAUUGCACCCUGGGAUCGGUGAUACGGACCUCUUUCAAAACGUUCCAUCGUUACUUCUCACUGCUCAAAAAUACGCGAUAUCUUGGAUGUUUAAG
Molecule: messenger RNA, 9648 nt
Organism: Paramuricea clavata
Lineage: Eukaryota; Metazoa; Cnidaria; Anthozoa; Malacalcyonacea; Plexauridae
Source: the annotation of a GenBank genome assembly